This is a messenger RNA of Porites lobata, 8864 nucleotides long. NCBI's taxonomy places the organism in Eukaryota, Metazoa, Cnidaria, Anthozoa, Scleractinia, Poritidae. The record is from the annotation of a GenBank genome assembly.
AAACGCAACGAAGAGCUACGGUUGUAGCUGAUGGCGAUCUUCAAGGGUUUCAUCAUGUUUCUCAAAGAAAGUCUUCCCUAAGCCUGUGGUUUGAAAGAAAGGUUUUAGGAAAAGAAGGGAGCUUCUGUCAAAAGUCGCGGUAAGUCUGUUUUUUAAAGCUUGAUACAUGAAAGAAAAUAAGAAAUCAUUUUAAAAUUGGAAAAGAAAAAAUGAAAUAUUCGCUAUUUGUUGUACUUGUUGCAGAGGCGGAGCGUUUAAAUUUUAUUGCUUUUCGCGGUUUUUCCUGCUUUUUUUUCUGAGGUGUAUUUUAUUCAACGGUGUGUCCGGCGUGUUCCCCUUUUCACCAGAAGUAAGAAUUUCUAAAAGAAAAAUAAUUUUCUAAUGUUAUUAAAUACAUGUACAAAUUCAAAUGUAGAGUAUCUUGUAGCUUGUUUGGACUGUCCAUUUCCGACGAGAACCAUUAACCAUGAUUACGAGAUUCAAAGAAAUAUAGCGUCUGUACGUUGAAAUUAAACGAAUGAUUGAAACUUCCUUUAUGUUCGAGUUUUGGGUAAGAUAUCUAUGACCGUUUACUUGUAAUCUAAAAGAAUUAACGCCUUUACGAAAGCAGUGAUUUGAUACGCCAUUACGCUAGGAUAGAUUUUUGACGCAGGAAAGAAUCAGUCUACCUCUAUUUUCUGUUUUAUUAUUGUGUUAUGUUUAUUACCUAGUGAACUGUACCUUGCAGUCUUUCAAUACGUUGAAUAUGUAUCCAAACUUCUUCUUGUGUAAACAGAGUACUUAUUGUCACUAUAAACAUUCACUUUGACAUAUGCCUCAAGUUGCUCUUACAAGGCCUUAUUAUAAAACCUGUUCGAAACCUUCCUAACCAUUUCAAUUUUGAUCACAAAAUAUGAAGCAUUUCUUAAAGGUGUUAAAUAAAAUGUUUUGUAUGGUAUUUAAAAAUGAAUGUUUUUUGUAAUUUACUUAAGCUUAAUUUAUAAUUAAUUAACUGCUCGAAUGGUUUCGUGAAAUUUGUUUGGUUUUCAACCGCGUAAUAUUAAAUUUUAAUCAAAGAACACAUUUUACUUAAUAAGAGUUUUAAUUAAAUUCACACUUAUUGUACUGAUGUGAAAAUAUUUUCACAUUUUAUCUUCUUGUUUUUUUUAAGUGUAAUAAACAUGACAGAACAUCUUUCAGUUUUUGUUUUGUUUCGUCCAGCCUUUCCAGUGAGACAUUGUCAUGAAUACCUUUAUAAUUUAGUGUAUUUUUGAAAAAGAUUUCAAACAGAAUUUUUCAUACAUGUUGUCUGAACCAUUAAAGUUGUCUGAAAUAAGUUUUUUAUAUAACCCAAAUCAAACUACUUUAUUACACUGGCAAAUCACAAAUUUAAACUGCAGACAUUUGAAAAAACAAACAAAAUAAUCUGUAUUAUCAUCAAAUUUUGUUAGUGGAUUUUCAUGUCACAACUUCUUAACCCAGUCUCUCUGACAUCUUUGUCCUUUCUCUGUCCACUCUUCCUCUCUGCCAAUGUUGAGUAAUAUGUAGAUCAGCAUAAGUUGCAGGGGUUAACCUGACAAUAUUAUUGUUUUAAUGAACAUGACAAGUAUUGUAGUUUGCAACAGCCAAAUUAGUGUUAAAAUCAUUGGGGAUCAUUUCUUUUUGGUUCUGUUUUUAAUUGGCCUUUUUUCCAAUUAAAAAUUACUGCUGAAUACAAACAUUAACAACAUAUCCAUUCAUGGUUAGCCUCGACAAAGAGUAAAAUAUUCACAAAUUCUGACAAAAAAGUGUCAGAAAUUUGAAAACACACAAUAGACAGAGUAGUAAACAGGUAUUCUUCUUGCUGGAAUAUGGGAAAAUAUUUUCAUCAGAUGGAGGCUAACCCUGUAAAAAAUACUUCUUCACUUGCUUUUAUUCAGCAGUCAGAGCAAACUUGAUAUUGGUGCCAUAUACCAUUAAGUUUUUUGUAACUGUUAGAGGGCAUUGUGUACUGUGGCAAGCAGACUCAGUUUUUACCCAGAUACCAUGGCACCCAGUCAUUGUUUAUGUAUUUUAGUUGAUUUACUUGGGAUAGGAUGCUGACAGGAAAACCCUUAACUACUAGUCUAAAACUAGUUCUCUCACUGAAGGGUUACCUAAAGUUCACAAUAAAUAAAAAUUACACAUCUGUUUAAAUCAUAAAUACUUAAUAAACAAGUGGAAAAUAUGUACAAUAUUUAUAAACUAGAAAUGUAAUUAAAUAAGACAAAUAAAUUAAGAGAAUGUAGCUAAUAUCCUUCAGACCCCGGUUGUUCAAACGUCAGAUAGUGCUGUCCACCGCCGGAUAAAUCACUAUCCAGCGGAUAGCGUAAUUGAUUUCCGUAAUACUUAUCCGCUGGAUAGUGAUUUAUCCGGUGGAUAGCGCUAUCCAACGUUUAAACAACCAGGGCCAGGUGUAGGUGUUGCUAGUUACAAACAUCUAAACAUGGAGUUUUGUUCAAAACAGAAAAUGUCUGUUCCUCCUCGUCCUGACCCUCCUGUGGUUGGCAAAGUGACGCAUAGCAGCAUCGAGCUGUACUGGAAAGCUCCAGAAGCCAGCCACCAAGGAAAAGGUGACAGUCGAGUGCGUUACUGUGUCCAGGAGGAAGAGCUGGGCCCAAAAUCCAAAGGCUUUGGUAAUGUCUACUCUGGAUACAGUACAAUGUGAGCGUUACUUGACAUUUUGAAGAUGAUGAUCAUGCCUAAUAAUUUAUAAAGUUGUGAUUCGGUCAAAUCUUAAUUGAAAUUCCUUGAUUAAAAUUAUAUUUGCCUUUGCUGUAGUUUAUAACUGAUUAUUACAUAUCACCAUAGUUAAAGCAAAGGAAAAUAUGAUUUAAACCACAACAUAAUGACAUUAGCAGUCAAAACUGUUUUGUGGUAGAUUAUCUUUUUGCAAAAAUAAGCCAUCUGUGAUGAAAAAAAUUGUGCACUUUACAUGUUAUGAUGUAAAGCAAUUUGGAUUAGAGUCAAAAUUUGCAGUCAUUUUAGCUAUUGGUAGGUCAGUUGAAGGGGUCAUUGGGCAAUUCCAGAAAAUAUCCAUACUAUACCACGGACGCCUUUUAGGAUUUCCGAAGGGGAGGGGGGGUUCACGAUUAUGGAAUUCUGAGGGCAUGGGGGGGUAUUUACGAUUUGAAAUCCAAAGGCAUGGGGGAAUUCCACAGGUGGGUUUUCUGGAGUAGAAAGUGUAGAGUGAGUCCUUUAAAAUGCUAUUGUUGUGGAAUUUUGUAGUUCGUAAAUAAACCACGAAGAUAUGACCGCAGAAGCAGAAGACAAGCAUCGAUAGAUCAGACACGUGUUUACGCUCAUAACUUAUAGAAGUGAACAGUAAAACGUUGGUUUCACAUUUACCUUGAUGAAUUUCUUGUCACAUGAGUAAAAACUGAAAAUGUAUCUUUAAUACCGCUUGCAAAUUUCUUGUUACUCCCGUCCGAUGAACAGUAAAAAACUCACACCAGUCCCUCGUUUCCAAGGAACGCCUGUCAGAUUAGAACACUUUUCGUGCACACUACAUGACCUAUAAAAGGAGGCAACAUGACUCGACGGUAUAUUUGACCGCCGAAAGAUUUUAACAGUCUGAAUUUGAGCUGUUUUGCUUUGUAAACGUCAAAACAGCACAAGAAAACAAAGAGGAGUAAAAUUACCUUAAGUAGUGUUUAUUUUUAUAGCCAAAUUCGGACUUAAAAAGGAGUUUGCACAGCCUGGCCACUAGCGGUAGUUUUUUCUUGUCACUGAGGAGUAAAGCUUGUCGCCUGGCGCCGCUAGAUCACAGCCUUGAGGAGGCAUAAAUUCAUGUUCGUUUGUUCAUAUAGGCGUUGCUAAGUCGAAAAUGUACUUUAAAAAAAAAUGGAAAUUCUGGAGGGGAGGGGGGUUCACGAUAAUGGAAUUCUGAGGGCAUGGGGGGGUAACGCAUUUUGGAAUUUCCGAAGGCAAGGGGGGGUUAAAACAUGGAAACCGUCCGUGGUUGGGUAUGGAUAUUUUCUGGAAUUGCCCAUUAAGGCUGCAAGUUCAAAAAAAUACAGGCCUCAGUGAUUGGUAGGAAUCACUUAGGGAUUUUUCCUAGAUUCUGGCUACUGUCAAUAAAUGUUUUUCACCAAAAUUGAGCCCAAACAUUAACAACACUGAUCAUUUUCGCCAGGUUGGGUUUCAUGCCACACCCCUUUCAGCUGUUUUCUUUGCAAGAUCUAAUCUCUACUUAUGUUCCAAGUCCUGUUUGCAUAGGUAGAGCUCUUUUCCUGUUUAAUGGUUCAUCAAGGACCAAAUUACUCAUUGACAGAUCUUCAUGUCUCAUCCAGUGUCCUGCCAUUUCUGUAACAGCACAUAAAACCAACACUAGCUUAUUUCCUAUACUUUUAUCAAGUUUAACCCUUUCUGUUGCUUCAUUAAUGAUAUGAGGACUUGUUCUCUUUUCUUUUUUCUGUGGUAUCUUUCUGUUGGCUUUUAUAAUUUCUCUCUUUCUCUCUCUCUCUCUGUCAGGAAUGUGUUUAACGGUCUGGAGGCUCGCACACAGUACCGAUAUAGACUGAAAUGUAUGAACGACUUUGGAUCAAGUGCUUGGAGUCCUGUUGUUACUGUGUCAACAACAAAGAAACCACUGACCAGUGAGGAUCUUCAGCGGGCUGUAACCAAAGGAGAUGUGGAAACUGUCAAAAGUAUCCUACCAGGUAAGUCCGAACAGUAAGGUUAAAGCAAUUAGCAUGCAGCUUACGACAACAUACCUCCCAACUCUGCUGCCUUAGGGCUUGAGUUUCAGGCCUUCAGACAGCGUGCAAAGAAAAAUGUGUCCGAAAGCCCGGGACUAGUAGAUUGCUAUCAGGCUAGUGAUUUUUGUUCUUAACUUGCCUGACGGGCAAGUGCUGUUUUUUGCGGAAAUUUAAAUUACAGAAGGAUUGUAAUCAAUCCUGCUAAUCAAAAAGGGUUUUGGGGCUAGUUGAAAUGUCUUGUAGGCUAGUACAUGCUAGCAGCAACUUGCCCGAAUGGCAGGCUGUAAAACUGACUUUCUUUGCACCCUGUCAGAUCAAAAAAUAUUCAAUCUUUCACCAGCUCCUGCAUACAGAUCAAAUUUCUUUACUUGAAAAAAAAAAUUGAGCUAUUACAACCUCAACCGGCACAUAUUUCAAAAAAUGUACAAAUUCUACAAAAUUCAAAGCAGUGCACGAAAAGAAAGAAUCCAUGUGAAUGAUCCUACUUUCCCAGAAAUUUCCAAUUUUUGAACAGAAAUCACUGGAACUCAAAACUCUUUGGAACAUCUUUGAAAACCUUAUGUUAUCCCGUCCUGUACAAAAACUUCUGGUGCUCUAAGGAGAUCGUACUAAGAUUCUAAUAUUUAACAGACUUGAGAUAUUUCUUUACAUUUACAUGAUGUUGGCUAGCUUUCCCAUUUUUUGCCUCAAAUAAAUUGCUCAAUUUUUUUUUUUAAAGGACUCAGUUGGCAGGCUGUUGAUUCACCUGAUAAGUUUGGUUUGUCUCCUCUCAUGGUUGCAGGUACGUAAGCAUUCACGAUUUUUGUCUUUUUCUGUUAAGACUUGUUUGUUGAUGAAACCACCUUCCAUUAUCUGAAUUGACCUGAUCAAUAGGUUGCAGGAUAUGAGUAUAAGUACAUGAUAAUAUUUUAAAUAGUAUUAUUGUCCUAAUACUUUGUUCUGAUGCCUCAAGUCUGUUGUCCGUUGCUUUGGAACAUGAAUAGUUUAAAUAUGUCAGUAGAAUGUUUCAUCCCCACAUAAGUUUGUCACAUACUAACUGUAUAAUGAAUAUUUUGUAUGUUUUUUUUUUCCAUAUUGUAGCACAAAGAGGCUAUGUGGAUGUAGCAAGAGUCUUGCUGGAAAGCUCAGCCGAUGUGAACUUUCAGAGCAGCAGUGGAAAGACAGCAUUGAUGAUGGCUUGCUACUCUGGUAAAUGGCAUCAGAUGUCAUUUUCCUAACAUGAUUUUUAUUUCUCUGUUGUUGGGAUUUAAGGGAGGUCUCAUCUCUUUCCCUUGAUUUUCACAGAGGAUGAAGAGGCUGUUUUGUCAUGAAAAACUCUGUUUCAUCAACCUGUAUAAAUUUUUCAGCAACAAGCCCACAACACUACUGACUAUUGAGCUUAUUUUAUUGCUAUGUAAAACUGAAGACUAUGCUGUGUGAGACAUCUUGUCACCCUUUCAUUCACAAUAAGUACAAGGAAAAAUCCACCGAAAUUUUUUUUUUCAAGAAUUCAAAAGAAACAAAGUUGAGAGACUCUUCAUGAUGUUUGAAAGCUGAAGAGCCAAAAAAGCACUUCUGUUACUUGCUUUGUCCAGAUUAUGCUUUAGCUGCAUGAAUUAGUUAUUUUUUUUGCAAUUCCAAAUUGAGGGUGGCGCAAAAUGGUGGGUGAGGGAAAGAGAAGAGUCCUGGAGAGACAGAGAGAGUCUCUCCUCGUUUUUUCCCUGUCUAUUUUUCACCCUAGCUCUUCUAUUUGAAUGCCUGGAACAGGCUAUUUCCCAAAUGUAAAGAAGCUGGUACAAAUUAUUAAAUUUUAACACACUGACUUAUAAGCAUCCAUAUGGAACAUGGGCUGAUUCUUGUUAAUACUUGCUUGACAGGUCAUAUUGAAGUUGCGAAGCUGUUACGGCAGUACAAUGCCAGCUGGGAUUUAGUGGAUAAGACAGGCUCUACAGCCCUUCAUUGGGCAGUGGACGGAGCCAAUUUAGACAUGAUCCGCUGGAUGCUACAGGAUGGCUGCAGAGUGGAUAUCAAAGAUGAAACUUCAGGUGGAUUGAAAUAAAUAAUAUUGUAUUAAUUUUCUCAUCACAAAGUAGGCUUGUAUUUUGGAAGGGGUACUUUCUUAUGGGCAGAUGCCUCUAUCCUUCAUGUGAGCUUUUAGGAGUGGGGUAAGGGAGGGUAAAGAGAAUUUUUCCCCACCCCACCCCGGAGAACAUGCUUGCAGACUACUGUAAUGUCUUAUAUUAAUUUUCAUUGACAUAAUAGGUUGUUUAUGUAAUUUUCUAGACUCUAUUUAUAUUUUUAUGUCAUUUAUAUAUAUAUAUAUUUUUGUAUAGUUAUUUGCAGUUUUUCCUGUAUGUACGUUUGAAAAGCCCAGUUAUGUAUGUGUAUGAAGCGCACUUAUUUUAUUUAUUUUAUUUUAUUUAAAUAAAAACGAUAAUAAAUAGGUUAAUUAACAUUAAAUUUAAAAUAGAGAUUUAGAAUAGAGAUUUCCCCCCACGGGCAAUUUAAAUAUAUGUAUAUAUUCCUGACUGAGGAUAAUAAGAGAACAUUCGUAGUCUAGAGCUCGUGCGUGGCACAUCUUUUAAUCUGGGUUUUACUUUCUUUCUUUUUUUUUUUUUUCAUGUUGCCCGUAGGGUGGACUCCACUCAUGAGAGUGGCUGCUGUGAAUGGAAAUGUCAAUGUAGCUAAGGUGCUUAUACAUCACGGAGCAAAUGUACAUACAAUGGAUAAAGAAGGAAAAACAACGCUUAUGAACGCUGCACUCAACGGAUUCGAGGCGCUGGUCAAGCUUUUGGUCAAAAAGGGCGUGUCAAUAAAGCUGAGAUCCGAGCACGGCAAAACAGCGCUUGAUUUCGCGAGGUCAUUUGAACACGAGAGGGUUAUUCAGGUUUUACAAGAACAGUUGGAUGCCAUAAGGAAGGAAGAGAACGAAAGAAAACUGGCCGAGGCAAAAGAGCAGAGGCGGAGCCUCGAGAAGAUCGACAGUAGUGUUGUGAAACCUGUCACAAAUGGGACUCAGAGCUUAAAUGGAAAAGAAAAUGAAGCCAUAGGCUAACAGAUAUCUUAAUAUGCAUAUCUAGGAUGGAUUUAUUUGCAGCCUAUUGGGAUAGCCAUCGUAAUUACUCCCUGAAAUUUUCCAUUACUUUUACGCCUUCUUCCAACGGGCAAAUGCGACUGAAAUACGCAUAUGCUGCAAACGAAUCCAUCCCUAUGAAACUUAGGGAGCUUUCCAUUUGUCAGAGCUGGCCGGCCAGACCAUUGCCUGACCAGUCAGUUUGAUAAUGAAAUAGGCCUUUUCCAAGAGUUUUUGCUGAAAAACCAUGUCCUUGGUACAUACUAUUUAGGAUGUGACUGAUCUGGCUGGAAAGUUUUGAUUAAAAGGGAAAUUAUCAUUGCGACGGGAAAGGUCGGGCCGGUCAGUUCUGACAAAUGGAAAGCGCUCCAAGGGGUUGCGGAAUUUGCCUUAUUUGAAGGCUGGGAUUCUCGGGUUAAAGCAAAACGUAUGCUCAGGAUGCAGUAGUCUCCCUCGCAGCCGUUUUUAGUAUCGUCACGCAACGCGUUGCGUGACGAUACUAAAAACGGCUGCGAGGGAGACUAAGGAUGCAGAUGCCGAAAAUAACCUUCGAGAUUACGGGACUGAACACAAAUUUGGAUCGGGAUGACAGAAUUGAAGGACCCAUUGGAGACCCUUCUAUAAAUGAUACCCUUUCUUCCUAAGCAGGCGUUUGAAGGGGAACCUAAAACUGAGUAUGACUACUGCCCAAAUAUAGAUGCCUAUAAUGCUGGGAGGGGGAUAUUUAAUGUAGGGUUCCUAGAAUACUGAGAGUGAGGGGGGAUAAAAGCGCGAGAUGAUGCCCUCCUUCCUCGCGCGGCCUUUAUGUACUCGCGCGCCUUAAUAGGCCAUCUCCGAGCUCCAAAGACUCUUCAUUUUCAAAACAAGGCUAAGUGCAAAACCAUUGUUGUGAAGGUGAGUUUUAUUUGCAUGGGAAUAAAUUAAAAAAUCAUUUCCAUAUCAGUGGCUUAGCAAAAGCGUUGCUUUGAAACAGAGGCCUAAGCAACUCAGAAAUGCCCUUUAACCUUCUUUUCUUUUCCCUUCAAGUUUUGGAACCAAGAAGAAUGAACUUUUUUACAACGACAAGUAACUUCACCACUUGUCGGUACUAUUUAUGGACUAUUUAAUAUCCUCUG